GAGAGAGAGAAAGGGGCUUUCACGAACAACAAUUGCGGCUCUUGUCCAGUCUGGCCCGGGAAAACGAUUGACUCUGGAUUAAACAACCUAUCGCCUCAUUUUUGGACAUACGUGGUUGUUUCUUUUUUGUCAACCCCCCUCUCCUUCAGCUUCUUUUUCUUCUCCCCCCUUCCUUCCGGAUGUCAUUCCAGGGCUGGCGAUUCUCGUGGAAGGAGGCUCCAUUGACCUCUCUUUCUCGCCUCCCCCUCCUUCCCUUCCCUUGCUCCGGAUAACUGGUGCGGGGAACCAAAUCGCCUCAGAGCAGGCGUCUCUCUCCUCCUCCUCCUCCUCCCCGCCGCCUUCACGGAUGCUCCCUUUUUGAACCCAGGGCUCGGGGCUCUGGAAGUUCCCCCUCCGCCUUUACCUGCAUUGGGACGGCGAGGGAAGCAGCCUGGCUUCUCCCGGCCGCUGCAGCCCUCCUCCUCCUCCUCCUCCUCCUCUUUCCUCCUCCUCCAACCCAGGCAGCCAGCAGGGGAAAGGCAGGUAAGGCCGGGCACGCGCAGGCCCACAGGCGCGGCCCCGCUUCCUGGCUCGCUCGCUCCCGCUUCCUCGGGCGCGCACCCCCAACUGCAGAGGAGGCGAAAGCAAACUUGGGACUCGGGUGUCGCGUGCGGCGCGCGUGUGUGUGUGGCUUGCUGGGUGCCUUUCUGCCCUCCGCUGCUUUCCGAGGAAGCUCUCCUGCAGCUGUUGGACCUGGGGGGCGGGGGGGGGGGCCUCUGGGACUAAUGACCUUGCGCAGAGUUAAAGGGGUCUGGUUCUUUUCCCUUUCCCCUCCUCUCGCUUAAGAAGCCGCCUCUUCGCCUCAAAAGGCACUGAAUCUCCUCAGAGACCAUCUGGGGACGUCGGGUUUGGGCGCGAUCCCCGAAGAGAGGACCGCUCUGGAAAUAGGAAGGAAAGAGGGAGACAGGGAUCCCCCCAAGGGAUCCAGCUGCCCCAGCCUUGGAGAGGGGCUGCUUUGGUGGGGUGAUCGCGGAGCUAUAGAUAUAUUUUUGCUUCCAUCUCUGGCUGAGAGGAUUUGGAGCCAGCCUUGCCUCCCCCUCCCCUCCCCUCCCUCUGCCUUCCCCUCCCGCUCCGCCGGACCCCAGCGCUCUCUGAAUGAAGCCAUUGACAUCCCCCCAGCCCACCCCUUCCUCGGCGGGGCUCUGCGGAGGGGAGCCCGGGAAAGAGCGGAUCCUACGCCGCUGAGAGCCAGAUUUGGACUGGACUGGAUUGGACUGGACUAGCCCAAAAGGGGACUUGGGCGACGAAGGGAGAAAACCUCGCAGCCCAUCUCUCUCCGCUGCUGCUCUGCUUGCUUUUCUUGCAAACCUUGCAAAGUGAUUACAGUGCCAUCCAAGGAGGAGGAGGAGGAGGAGGCGGCGAAGGAGGAGGAGGAAGAGGCGGAACUGCCCCCUCCUUCCCGCCACCAGCCUCUCUGCCGCGAUGAAGCUUUCGCAAAGCCAAAGCCGCUUGCCCCGUGAACUGUGAGCCUGGGAAGGCGAGGCGAAAGGGAGGAAGAAGAGCCGCUGCCAAGCUGACAGCCCCCCUCCCUUCCUAGCUCUCUUUCCUUCCCUUCUUGGACUUUCUCAGCUAGGAUGAUCCGCGAAGUUUUCUCCCUCCAAGAGCAUCCGGAUUGUACCCCUUGAUCUCUGCCCAGAGGCCGGGCCUUGGGGCUUUUGCUUUCUCCUUUGCUUUGGCUCGGGCUGGGCAGCGGACGGCGGCGGCGGCGGCGGGGCUGCGGAGGAUGGGAAAGAUGCGGGCCUGUUUGGGGGGGCUCUGGCUGCUGCUGCUGCUGGUGCUGCUGAGCCCGGCGUGGGCGAAGCAGGUGCUGCGUUACCGGCUGGCCGAGGAGGGCCCGGCUGACAUCCGGAUCGGCAACGUGGCUUCGGACCUGGGCAUCGUGACCGGCUCGGGCGAGGUGACGUUCAGCCUGGAGUCCGGCUCCGACUACCUCAAGAUCGACAACAUGACCGGCGAGCUGAGCACCACCGAGCGCCGCAUCGACCGGGAGAAGCUGCCGCAGUGCCAGAUGAUCUUCGACGAGAACGAGUGCUUCCUGGACUUCGAGGUCUCCGUCAUCGGGCCCUCGCAGAGCUGGGUGGACCUCUUCGAAGGCCGGGUCAUCAUCCUGGACAUCAACGACAACACCCCCACCUUCCCCUCCCCGGUCCUCACUCUCACCGUCGAGGAGAACCGCCCCGUCGGCACCCUCUACCUCCUGCCCACCGCCACCGACCGAGACUUCGGCAGGAACGGCAUCGAGCGCUACGAGCUGCUCCAGGAGCCCAGCGCCGGAGGGGGCCCUGAGGGCAGCAGAAGGGGAGGCGGAGGGCAGCUAGGGGGCAGCGGAUCGCCUUCCUCUUCCUCCUCCUCCGCCGCCGAGAGCGCCCCCUUCCCCAAGAGGCGGCAGGAGGCGGACGGCGCGGCCCGGAGCACCGUCUUCGAGCUGCAGGUGGCGGACACUCCCGACGGGGAGAAGCAGCCCCAGCUGAUCGUCAAAGGGGCGCUGGACCGGGAGCAGCGCGACUCCUAUGAGCUGAGCCUGCGGGUGCGGGACGGAGGGGACCCUGCGCGCUCCUCGCAGGCCAUCCUCCGGGUGCUGAUCACCGACGUCAACGACAACAGCCCCCGCUUCGAGAAGAGCGUCUACGAGGCCGACCUGGCAGAGAACAGCAGCCCUGGGACCCCGAUCCUCCAGCUGCGGGCCGCUGACGCCGACGUCGGGGUGAACGGGCAGAUCGAGUACGUCUUCGGGGCAGCCACCGAGUCAGUGCGCCGUCUGCUGCGUCUGGAUGAGUCCUCCGGUUGGCUGAGCGUCCUCCACCGCAUCGACCGCGAGGAGGUCAACCAGCUGCGCUUCAGCGUCACCGCCCGGGACCGGGGCCAGCCCCCCAAGAGCGACAAGGCCACGGUGGUGCUCAACAUCCGCGACGAGAACGACAACGUGCCGGCCAUCGACAUCCGCAAGAUCGGGCGGAUCCCGCUGCGCGACGGGGUGGCCAGCGUGGCCGAGGACGUGCUGGUGGACACCCCGGUGGCCCUGGUGCAGGUCUCGGACCGGGACCAGGGCGAGAACGGGGUGGUGACCUGCACGGUGGUGGGCGACGUGCCCUUCCAGCUCAAGCCGGCCAGCGAGGGCGAGGGAGAGCCCCAGAACAAGCGCAAGUACUUCCUCCACACCUCAGCGCCCCUCGACUACGAGGCCGUCCGUGACUACAACGUGGUCAUCGUGGCCGUCGACUCCGGCAGCCCCAGUCUCUCCAGCAACAACUCCCUGCUGGUCCGGGUGGGAGACACCAACGACAACCCGCCCGUCUUCGCCCAGGCCCUGCUGGAGGUCUCCUUCCCCGAGAACAACGCCCCGGGGGAGCGGGUGGCCACCGUCCUGGCCACCGACGCCGACAGCGGCAAGAACGCCGAGAUCACCUACUCCCUGGAGCCCUCGCCCUUGGCCUCCUCCUCGGGCUCCGAGGCCCCCUUGGGCCUCUUCACCAUCGACCCGGACUCCGGCGACGUGCGAGUGCAAGCCGUGCUGGACCGGGAGCAGAGGGACAGCUACGAGUUCACGGUGACGGCGCGGGACAAGGGCCUGCCCUCCUUGCAGGGCUCCACCGCCGUCUUGGUGCGGGUGGCCGACCGCAACGACAACGAGCCCCGCUUCAUGCAGGACGUCUUCACCUUCUACGUCAAGGAGAACCUGCAGCCCAACAGCCCCGUGGGCAUGGUCACCGUCAUGGACGCCGACAAGGGCCGCAACGCCCAGCUCAGCCUCUCCAUCCAGAGCCCCUCGGAGGCCGCCUCCAGCCACCCCAGCGGCCCCGGCAUCUUCUCCAUCGAGAACGACACCGGCACCAUCUACUCGACGGUCUCCUUCGACCGGGAGCUGCAGACCAGCUACACCUUCACGGUGAAGGCGGUGGACGGCGGGGAGCCGCCUCGCUCGGCCACGGCCACCGUCUCGCUCUUCGUCAUGGACGAGAAUGACAACGCGCCGGUGGUGCGGGCCCCGGGCAACGCCUCCUACACGGUGCUGCCCCCCUCGAGCGGGCCCCGGUCGGUGGUGGCGGCGGUGGAGGCCCGGGACGCCGACGCUGGGCCCAACGCCGAGCUGAGCUUCCGGCUGGUGGGGGGCAACCCCUACAAGCUCUUCGAGAUCGACCCCUCCAGCGGGGUGGUCUCCCUGGUGGGCAAGCUGGGCCCCAAGCACCAGGGCCUCCACCGGCUGGUGGUGCAGGUCAACGACAGCGGGCAGCCGGCCCAGUCCACCACGGCGCUGCUCCACGUCUUCGUCAACGAGAGCCUGGCCAACGCCUCGGCCGUCGAGAGCCAGGUGGCCCGCAGCCUCCACACGCCCCUGGCCCGAGACAUCGCCGGAGACCCCAGCUACGAGCUCAGCAAGCAGCGCCUCAGCAUCCUGGUGGGAGUGGUGGCCGGCGUGGUCACCGUGGUCCUCCUCAUCGCCGUCGUCGGACUGGCCCGCUACUGCCGCACCCGGGGCAAGCACGGCGGCUACGAGGCCGGCAAGAAGGACCCGCAGGACUUCUUCACCCCGCAGCCCCACCACCACCAUCACGACAAGGCCAAGAAGCCCAAGAAGGACCCCCGGCACAAGGGCAAGAAGGGCGCCGGCAAGGCCCCCGAGCCCCUCUACAGCAGCAUCGUCACCGUCGAGGCCCCCAAGCCCGCCAACGGGCCCCACCACCCGCGCUACGACGAGAAGCUGGACGGAGACAGCCCCGCCCUCAGCCGCUACCGCGCCGUCAACGGCGGGCCCGCCAGCCCCGACCUGGCCCGACACUACAAGUCCAGCUCCCCGCUGCCCACCGUCCAGCUUCACCCGCACUCGCCCACCGCCGGCAAGAAGCACCAGGCCGUCCAGGAGCUGCCCCCGGCCAACACCUUCGUCGGCGCCGGGGACAACAUCUCCAUCGGCUCCGACCACUGCUCCGAGUACAGCUGUCAGGCCGGCAGCAAGUACAGCAAGCAGGUGGAUACAAAGCAGACUACGCAGCCCCCUGGCCACAUUGAGGAAUCGUGUAAAAUGAAUGUAUGUGCUCGUAAGUGAAAUAUUUAUGAAUGAAGCUCCAACUCUUAGUGUAUGUUGGAUCAUAAAAAGACACGGGACCUCUGUUCAAGAAUGUCAUGCUAAGAAAUCGAUUCCCAAGAGGUGGGGUCCCUGCAAGGCCCAACAGACAUUUAAAGCAAAAGCUCAUUAUUUUUCAAACAAACUUAUGAAUCAUUCUUAUUUUUUUAAGAAUAUAUAUAUAUAUAUAUGUCGAAAUGAGAAAUUCCAGUUACCUGUUGGAAUGAUGGGAAAAUCAGUGAACUGGUUCAAGAAAUCCAAAGGGAUGUGAGAAAGGUUUUUAUAUAUAUAUAAGAUGAAAUAGUCAACAAUGGACAAACAGCAUCUCAUGCCGUCUUAUAUAGGAUUAUGGACUGGAGAGGAAGACAUAUCUCCCCUUUCAAUCUGCCUCUGAGAAGACUAGUAUGCUGUCAAAAAUUUCAUCUGAUUAAUGUUUUAGUUAGUAACUAGUGAAGGACACAAGGAUGGAAUUUAAAAUGCUUAAAAUAAGAAAUGAGCUGUGCUGUGCAGGUUUUACACAAAUCCCUUAAGCAUGUGCUAGAUCAACAAAGAAAUGGUAUCUAUACCUCAAAAGUGACCGAAAAAAAAAUCAGAAGAAAUGCCAACGUUUAGAAAUAUUUGUGGGAAAAGUAUGGAUCGGACACUCUUGGUACUCUGAGUAGCAUGAUAAAGGUUCUGUAUGGGAAAUAGAACAAACAAUCUGUUAAUUUCCCUGUCAUAAAAACAACAACCAAGUAGUGGUCUGCUGAAAUAUAUGUAUUUUAAAAGGUGUCAUUGUUAACUCUUGGCCUAUUUAUGAAGUUAGGAAGGUUGCAGUCAUUGGAAUAAAAAAUGGCCUUUCAUACUUGGAACUUUGUUUUUAACAGAGAGGGUCUCAGUUUAAAUAAAAUGGAAUCUGCAUGAUACAGACAACCUCUUUGCAUUUCUAGUCCUUCUUAGUCUUUAAUAUAUCAUAACAACUGAAAGAUAUUUUUUGUAGCCAAAAGUUCAAAAACAUGUUGAACAUACAUGAAAGUUAGACAUAUUGGGUUAGAUUUAAAGAAUGUUGUUGCAGAACGGGGCUCACAGAACUCAAUUUUCCAGACUUCUCUUCUCUUUGGAAAUCUCCACCACCACCUCCAAGGAAUACUUGAUGAAUGGAGGGAGACCAGGGCUGAGAAGGGAAGCAUCUUUCACAAUUUAACUCCUACUUUUGGAAGUACCACCACCUAAUUCCCUUCUCCCACUGUGCCCUCCAUAUCAUACAUAGAAAACUUUAUUCUGCAAAGUUCUGUGACCUUCAACAGAGGCUUUGAGAGUAUUGCUGUGAGAGAAGGUCAUGGGAAAGCAACUUCCCCCAGCCCCAUUAGGCAAUCUUUUCUCUAGAUCUAACCCCAGGAUGAUGGAAAGAGGCAUAGGAUUCUGUUUCCAAAAAAUGGUCUCAUCCAGACCAACCAUUUCCAUCGUCUGUGUGGGAUGCAGGAACAGACCAUUAGUGAAUGUUUUACGUAUUUAUUUUUCUUUUGAAAUCUUUGCUUUCCCAUAAACUGUACUUUUACCCUAUUGAGAUUGCUGGUUUAUAUCUGGUAUAUUUACAUGAGGAUAUCAUGUAAUUGGGUUCAUUAAUGAAUUGUGUACUUGACUUCACGGUAUGCCUUUUCUGAUACUCGAAAUCCAGUGCUGAAGAUCACACUCUGAGGGUACAAUCAUGUCAACGUUGAGUACUUUUAACUCCUAUUGAUUUCAGUGAGAGGAGUUAAAGCAUGUACUUAACUCCCCAAAUGAAGGCACUAGAACUUAAAAGUGCUUAGGUUUGGUUUGAUAAUCCCCUUACUGUCUGAUUGCUAUGCAUUCUUUUUUCUUUGUAGAAAAUUUCACAUAUUCUUGACUAUUUUUUUAAGUGUGGUCUGUCCACUUUUGUAUUCAUUCUCAGGUGGUGGAAUCUAUAAGGCAGAAGUGUUGACCACUUGUACUAUGAAUAUAUUAUCAAACUUGAGAAACUGUACACUUCUACUGUAUUGAUUUCCUCCUCUGUUCAUCAAA
Sceloporus undulatus (fence lizard) is the source of this 7123-nucleotide messenger RNA. RefSeq names its product protocadherin 7 (gene PCDH7). Gene Ontology annotation, biological process: homophilic cell-cell adhesion. The transcript is spliced from 2 exons. Bases 1763 to 5083 code for a protein of 1106 amino acids. The record is from RefSeq and is a predicted model, not a curated record. Gene Ontology annotation, molecular function: calcium ion binding. Gene Ontology annotation, cellular component: plasma membrane. Lineage: Eukaryota; Metazoa; Chordata; Lepidosauria; Squamata; Phrynosomatidae.